CCACCCCGUGCCUUGCACCGUGCCAUGAGCGCACUCCUCGCAACACCCACCAGAGCCCAGCCGUUUCUCCUUCUUCUUCACCGCCUCCGACCGAAUCAGCUGCGUCCCCUCCCCGCCACCAGAGCGCUAGCUUCGUUCGCCGCGUCGUCACCAAGAGCACCGCCCACUCGCCGAGGGACCAGAGCGAUGGCGUCGCAGAAGUUCCCGCCGCAGCAGCAGGACUGCCAGCCCGGCAAGGAGCACGCCAUGGACCCCCGCCCCGAGACCCUCAUCAAGAACUACAAGUCGGCCAACAAGCUCCAGGGCAAGGUGGCACUGGUGACCGGCGGCGACUCGGGCAUCGGGCGCGCGGUGUGCCUGUGCUUCGCGCUGGAGGGCGCGACGGUGAACUUCACGUACGUGAAGGGGCACGAGGACAAGGACGCGGAGGAGACCCUGCAGGCGCUCCGCGACAUCAAGUCCCGCACGGGCGCCGGCGAGCCCAAGGCGCUCCCGGGCGACCUCGGGUACGAGGAGAACUGCCGCAGGGUGGUGGAGGAGGUGGCGAACGCGCACGGCGGGCGCGUGGACAUCCUCGUCAACAACGCGGCGGAGCAGUACGUCCGGCCCUGCAUCACCGAGAUCACCGAGCAGGACCUGGAGCGCGUGUUCCGCACCAACAUCUUCUCCUACUUCCUCAUGGCCAAGUUCGCGGUGAAGCACAUGCGGCCCGGGUCCAGCAUCAUCAACACCACCUCCGUGAACGCGUACAAGGGCAACGCGACGCUGCUGGACUACACGGCCACCAAGGGCGCCAUCGUGGCCUUCACCCGCGCGCUGUCUAUGCAGCUGGCGGAGAAGGGGAUCCGUGUCAACGGCGUCGCGCCGGGGCCCAUCUGGACGCCGCUCAUCCCGGCCUCCUUCCCGGAGGAGAAGGUGAAGCAGUUCGGGUCCGAGGUGCCCAUGAAGCGCGCCGGGCAGCCCAGCGAGGUCGCGCCCAGCUUCGUCUUCCUGGCCAGCGAGCAGGACUCCUCCUACAUCUCCGGCCAGAUCCUCCACCCCAACGGUGGCACCAUCGUCAAUAGCUAGAUCAGGGAUGGAGAAGAUCGCGAAGAACAAGAGUGAAGUGUGUCCGUGGUGUGGUGUGUGGUAUGUACGAGCAAGUGCGGCGUGUCGAGUCUCGAGUGUCAGCUGGUAGUAGUUCGGUUGUGUGUUCGGUAGGGGCUUUUGGCGCUGUAGCCACUUGGAAGCGUCAAGCGUUAAAUAAAUAAUGUAACGUGCAUGCAAUGCAAGUUGAACUAUGGGCAUGCCCUGCCUCUGCUUGCUCCUGCUUUGUCAAA
Molecule: messenger RNA, 1319 nt
Organism: Triticum urartu
Lineage: Eukaryota; Viridiplantae; Streptophyta; Magnoliopsida; Poales; Poaceae
Product: glucose and ribitol dehydrogenase homolog
Molecular function (GO): oxidoreductase activity
Source: RefSeq, a predicted model, not a curated record